Messenger RNA from Camelus dromedarius (Arabian camel), 3666 nucleotides. RefSeq names its product phosphatidylinositol binding clathrin assembly protein (gene PICALM). Lineage: Eukaryota; Metazoa; Chordata; Mammalia; Artiodactyla; Camelidae. Gene Ontology annotation, cellular component: extrinsic component of presynaptic endocytic zone membrane; clathrin-coated pit; clathrin-coated vesicle. Gene Ontology annotation, biological process: clathrin-dependent endocytosis; clathrin coat assembly; synaptic vesicle budding from presynaptic endocytic zone membrane. The record is from RefSeq and is a predicted model, not a curated record. The coding region runs from base 237 to 2297 and encodes 686 amino acids. The transcript has 22 exons. Gene Ontology annotation, molecular function: clathrin heavy chain binding; SNARE binding; 1-phosphatidylinositol binding.
CUGAGGCGGGGGCCGGGGAGUGCCCGACACCGUGCCUGACCCCGCGGGUGACAAGAGCCGGUUCUUUCCGGGCUGGGUGGCAGCGAGCGGCCCUGAGCCCCGCCCCAGGCCGGCAGGCGGAGAAGGAGCCGGUGGGGGUAGGGGGUGCGGCGGGGGGGGGUGGGGGUCCUCCGGCGCUUGGGGGUACCAGUCCCCGCCGGCUGCCGAGCGGAAGGGGUGGCGGAGGAGCCGCAGCGAUGUCCGGCCAGAGCUUGACGGACCGAAUCACCGCCGCCCAGCACAGUGUCACCGGCUCCGCCGUAUCCAAGACAGUAUGCAAGGCCACGACCCACGAGAUCAUGGGGCCCAAGAAAAAGCACCUGGACUACUUAAUUCAGUGCACAAAUGAGAUGAAUGUGAACAUCCCACAGUUGGCAGACAGUUUAUUUGAAAGAACUACCAACAGUAGUUGGGUGGUGGUCUUCAAAUCUCUCAUUACAACUCAUCAUUUGAUGGUGUAUGGAAAUGAGCGUUUUAUUCAGUAUUUGGCUUCAAGAAACACAUUGUUUAACUUAAGCAAUUUUUUGGAUAAAAGUGGAUUGCAAGGUUAUGACAUGUCUACAUUUAUUAGGCGGUAUAGUAGAUAUCUAAAUGAAAAAGCAGUUUCAUACAGACAAGUUGCAUUUGAUUUCACAAAAGUGAAGAGAGGGGCUGAUGGAGUUAUGAGAACAAUGAACACAGAAAAACUCCUAAAAACUGUACCAAUUAUUCAAAAUCAGAUGGAUGCCCUUCUUGAUUUUAAUGUUAAUAGUAACGAACUUACAAAUGGGGUAAUAAAUGCUGCCUUCAUGCUCCUGUUCAAGGAUGCCAUUAGACUGUUUGCAGCAUACAAUGAAGGAAUUAUUAACCUGUUGGAAAAAUAUUUCGAUAUGAAAAAGAACCAGUGCAAAGAAGGUCUUGACAUCUAUAAGAAGUUCCUGACUAGGAUGACAAGAAUCUCAGAGUUUCUCAAAGUUGCAGAGCAAGUUGGAAUUGACAGAGGUGAUAUACCAGAUCUUUCACAGGCCCCCAGCAGUCUUCUUGAUGCUUUGGAACAACAUUUAGCUUCCUUGGAAGGAAAGAAAAUCAAAGAUUCUACAGCUGCAAGCAGAGCGACAACACUUUCCAACGCAGUCUCUUCCCUGGCAAGCACUGGCCUGUCUCUUACCAAAGUGGAUGAAAGGGAAAAGCAGGCAGCAUUAGAGGAAGAACAGGCUCGUUUAAAAGCUUUAAAGGAACAGCGCCUAAAAGAACUUGCAAAGAAACCUCAUACCUCUUUAACAACUGCAGCCUCUCCUGUGUCCACCUCAGCAGGGGGUAUAAUGACUGCACCAGCCAUUGACAUCUUUUCUACCCCUAGUUCUUCUAACAGCACAUCAAAGCUACCAAAUGAUCUGCUUGAUUUGCAACAGCCUACUUUUCACCCGACAGUACUUCCUAUGUCAACUGCUUCUCAGGUAGCAAGUACAUGGGGAGAUCCUUUCUCUGCUACUGUAGAUGCUGUUGAUGAUGCCAUUCCAAGCUUAAAUCCUUUCCUCACAAAAAGUAGUGGUGAUGUUCACCUUCCCAUUUCUUCAGAUGUAUCCACUUUUACUACUAGGACACCUACUCAUGAAAUGUUUGUUGGAUUUACUCCUUCUCCAGUUGCACAGCCACAUCCUUCAGCUGGCCUUAACGUUGACUUUGAAUCUGUGUUUGGAAAUAAAUCUACCAACGUUAUUGUAGAUUCUGGGGGCUUUGAUGAACUAGGUGGACUUCUAAAACCAACAGUGGCCUCUCAGAACCAGAGUCUUCCUGUUGCCAAACUCCCUCCCAACAAGUUAGUAUCUGAUGACUUGGAUUCAUCCUUAGCCAACCUUGUGGGCAAUCUUGGCAUUGGAAAUGGAACCACUAAGAAUGAUGUAAAUUGGAGUCAGCCAGGUGAAAAGAAGCUAACUGGAGGAUCUAACUGGCAACCAAAGGUUGCACCAACAACUGCUUGGAAUGCUGCAACAAUGAAUGGCAUGCAUUUUCCACAAUACGCGCCCCCUGUAAUGGCCUAUCCUGCUACUACACCAACAGGCAUGAUAGGAUAUGGAAUCCCUCCUCAAAUGGGAAGUGUACCUGUCAUGACACAACCAACCUUAAUAUAUAGCCAGCCUGUCAUGAGACCACCAAACCCUUUUGGCCCUGUAUCAGGAGCACAGCUGUCGGCAGCAUCCAGCCCCUCCAGUCACAGUCCUCACAGAGCUUCAGGAAAGGACCCUUUUGCAGAGCUCUCUUUGGAGGAUUUCUUAUAAAUCACUUUAGAUACAGUUUAUGUAACUAGAUGGAAGAGAAUGGAAUUACUCCAAAAAGACAAGUGCUCAAGCGGCAAAUACUUAACUUCCAGCAAAAUCCAAACUGCUGUCUCUUAAACUCUCUUCUUCCAUUAGAAUGCUACAGUAACCCAGUGAAGGCCCACGAAGGAAAUUGGGACUAGCCUAUAGGAGAAUGUAUCAAUACAGUUUAUAAAGCCACGAAUUGCCAUGAUUUCAGACUAAGAUCUGUCUUUUUGGUGACUAACCCUUCAGUUCUCUCAACUCCUAUUAAUACCCAUAAUCAGUAACCUACCAAGAAAAGCCCUUAUUUGGAAAGUGUGAAAUUUGUAUUUGGAAAAGCUGCCUGGAGAGAAGAGCUGUGUCCUUUACUGUAAUGCAGCAGGACUCUUUUGGGGGGAUCAAGUCAUAAUUCUUAAUUAUGCAGUAUCUUUCUUUUCUCCGGUCCUCACAGAUACAGAAACAGUAACUAAAAUUAACUUUUCUUUUAAAAAAAUUAUAUAUUCAGUUUGCAGUAGACAUUCCUUAAGUAUUUGUAUUUAUUUAUGAUUAUCAAUUUACAUAACAUUAAUAUUGUAUCAAACCUCCUUAUGAAAAUGAGUAUGGAUGUACACGGUAUGUUUGAUUUUUAUCCACAAGAAUGAAUCUGAUUCAGAAUGCUUUCCAGCUGACAUACAGAGCACUAAAUAUUUUAAGGCAAGUCCAUAGGUCUGAAUCGCCUAAGAAUUCUCAGUCUCUAUGGGAUUUAGGGAAGCAUUAUAAAUGCAUUAAUCCUUAUAGUCAUUUCUGUGCCUAGGAUUUUGCAAGGGAACAGUUCACUGACUAGGAAGAGCACUACAUUUUAAAUUCAGCAUUAGUGCAUUGGGAAGGAACUUUACUGCUUUGUGCUUGGCAUGUCAUUAUUUUCCAUUUGACAUUAGGGCCUUUCCAAAAUGAAUGUGAGGAAUUGCUUUCACUUCAAGACUUUCCUUCUUUUCAGUAAAACUCUAGGAGGUGUUAUGGGGGGAGGGAGGGGGACAAAAUCCUUGAACCUUUUAUUUGGCUCAUGCCAUGUUAUGAUCAUGUAUCUUUUAAAUAAGGGGAAAUAAUGUCUUUAAAGUUAAUGUCUAGGCAAGAGUUUAGUUAACGAAGAAUUAAACUGCACUGUUGAUCGGUGCUUUGUGUAAAUACAUCUUAAUGUUGGGUUGAGAGGGGCCUUAAGAAGGACAGUUCAUUGUAGGAAAGCAAUUCUGUACAUGAGUUUAAGCAUACUUGUUGCAUUGUCUCUGCAGAUUCUAUUUUUGUUUACAAUAUUAAAAUGUAUGUUAGCAAAAAUGGGUGGAUUUUCAAAUAAAACGCAGCUUCCACAAAA